GCUGGAAAGAGUUUGCCAAGGAGGUCGGCUCAAAACUCACUAGGUAAACUGCAAUGGAGUAAUGAUGGGCGUUCCCUCGUCCUGGACCCGGACAAAAUGGCUUCGAGAAUCAUACAGAUGAAAAAUAGCAGCGGGAAACACCUCCUCUACUGGCCAUCGAAACUAUUUCCUAAGGCAGGUUUCCCAACUGGCACAGGAUCCGCCGUCGUAGAGGCUGCUCUGCCAGAUCUCCUUCAAGGAAUCCUCGACGCCGCCCAGAACGCUCGUCGCGAGGCCAAUGUGGUUGGCGGCGCCGCCGCUGACUUUGUCAAUUCCUGUCUCAAAGAUGCCAAGAUUUUUCUCCGCAUAACCAACCAGUUCCGCUUGAGUGAUCAGACCAGGUUCCUCAACAAGAAAUACUUAUCAGGACUUCCUGAAGGCGCUCCGUUCUCUACAUUUUUCCAAGACAAGCCGCAGGUAAUCACUAAAGUCGACGGGGUGACACCAAUCACCGCUGAGGAGUUUUCUUUUGUAAAAUACGAAGUCAUCGAUUGGGACAAGACUUGGCUAGCCUCCCAAGCCUCUACUACUCCAGAGCAAAGAGACGCAUUGGAGCUAAUCGUCGAAGCCUAUGGUCAUUCUACGGCACCGAAAGAUGUCAUAGCCAAGAUUCACCAGGAUGUCAUCGGCAUGCAGGCAUUUUCGACCAACCUUAUUAACAGCAGCGACCUUCAGUGCAGAUCACCGCCGAAAAAAAGGGAGAUCACAUCAAUGGAGAAGCGAAAGUUAAUGCACUUGGUUAGAAGACUACCUCAGGAUUCGGUCACUAUGCCGUGUAGAUUGUUCAUGCUGCACUCCGGCUCUUACAGCGGCCGUUAA
Molecule: messenger RNA, 858 nt
Organism: Trichoderma asperellum CBS 433.97
Lineage: Eukaryota; Fungi; Ascomycota; Sordariomycetes; Hypocreales; Hypocreaceae
Source: RefSeq, a predicted model, not a curated record